This is a messenger RNA of Ruditapes philippinarum (Manila clam), 2842 nucleotides long. Its product is annotated as profilin-1-like. Gene Ontology annotation, cellular component: cell cortex. Gene Ontology annotation, molecular function: actin monomer binding. The transcript has 2 exons. The record is from RefSeq and is a predicted model, not a curated record. The coding region runs from base 143 to 631 and encodes 162 amino acids. NCBI's taxonomy places the organism in Eukaryota, Metazoa, Mollusca, Bivalvia, Venerida, Veneridae.
AAUUGAUGAACAAGACAAUUUGUGUGGAGCGAUUUAUUCGACAUGAUAUAAUCUUUACAUUGCUAUAUUAACUGUUUAAAUCAUUACAAACAUUAUACAAUUUUUAGUUUGAUUUUAACAUUCUUUGUGCCUUAUUUAUUUUAUGAAAGGACUUUAUGUAAUAUUUUUAAAACAAAAUACAUUUGUAAUAAUGGCGGUGGCUACCCGUCAUGGGAUUGUAAUCAAUCCGGAUGUUCAGAUGCCCUCUUCCUGGAAUGAGUACAUCACGACUGUAAUGGCGGACAGUGGUUUUGUUUCAAAAGGCGCCAUCUAUGGCACAGAAGGCAGAAAAUGGGCCGCUUCGAAAGGUUUUGACGUCACUAGUGACGAGGUAAAGAAUCUUGUGUCUGGAUUUACAGAUCCAACAAAACUUUGGGUGCAAGGUGUGAAAGUUGGAGGGAAAAUAUACACAUGUACACGAUCAGAAAGCGGACUUAUUGUUGGUCGAGAAAGUGCUGAAUGCACCGGUUGUGUUAUUUAUAGAUGUAAUAAGUGUGUUGUGAUAGCAGUUCACGAGGAAGGAGCGCACCCUGGUGGCUGUUUUAACUUGAUUACAAAACUUGGUGAAUAUUUGAAAGAACAGGGUGUAUGAAAUUAAAAGAGAAUUAUGAUCUUUAUAUAGUCCCCUCGAACAUCGAACGUCUGCGGAUACUUUCAACUUUGUGCAACGUCAUUAAUUAAUACUCUACAGCAUUGGAUAUAUGACGUCACAUACGUUGACGUUACCACGGCAUUAUUGCCAAUUAUUCGAGGUUAAUGAUGUUGAAUAAAAGUUUUCGCAAUGCAUUGAUAUGGCGCAACUCGUGCAUUUCCAAGUACAUGUAUAAAACUGUUAGAGAAUGUAAUAAAUUCUAUUUCAUCUACCUGAAAAAAACAAAACAAACAAAAACACAACAACAAAAAACAAUAGACACAGAUGCUCUCUACAAAUGAUUGAUGUUGUGCAAGUGUGUGUCUGACAUUUAUUAUAUAUCGUGAUACGUAAAAUAAAUCUGUCAUUUUACUUACCUAGGAAAUAUUUGUUCUUAUGAUUCCGGCGUUAUGUCUGAUCUUCAUAGAUUGGCCUUCUUCAAUUAUAGUGGUUAAAAUAACAUUGAUAUUGGUGAUGGAUGAUUGAGUAUGUACAAAUAUGUCUAAACUUAGAACAAAUACAACAUACACCUAAAGUUUUGUAAUCAGACUAUCUUAAGAUUAUAUUUGUUCACAAGAAGGAUUGCUGACUGACGAGAAACCACGUGAUACGUUUCGAGAGUCAUGUGAUUUGAAGUACGGUUAUGUUUUGAUAAAACAAUGUUCAAUGAUGCUUACUGAGAAGCUUUGUCACUGCACUCACAAAUAACGGUAUCUAGAUAAUGUAGGAAGAUAUACAUGUAUAAGAUAAAGUAGAGAGAUAUACAUGUAUAAGAUAAAGUAGAGAGAUAUACAUGUAUAAGAUAAAGUGGUUUGGUCAUGUUAGAGAUGUCACACAUACAUCAUUUAUUUUUGUUGUUUUCUUUUAACUGUAUUGUUGUAAAAUGUCAUAUUGUCAUAUUAGAUUUGUUUAUUAGAUGUAUUAUAAUUUAUUUAGAGAUUUUAUUUGUUGAAGUUAUGUACGUAUCAAAAACAGAUAUUGAUCAUUUAUUUUUAGUUAUCAAAAUCGCAUUUUAUAUCUUUUGUAAGUCCCUGCCCAAGAGAGAAGAAGAUCUGAUUCACUGUCGUUGUACUGUUUACAUCUCCGUACAGUCGUACUGUUUACAUCCCCAUAAGUCGCUGUACUGUUUACAUCCUCAUACAGUCGUUGUACUGUUUACAUCCAAAUACAGUAGUACUGUUUACAUCCCCAUAUAGUCAUUAUACUGUUUACAUCCCCAUACAAUCGUUGUACUGUUUACAUCCCCAUACAGUCGUUAUACUGUUUACAUUCCCAUACAGUCUUACUGUUUACAUCCCCAUACAGACAUUGUACUGUUUACAUCCCCAUACAGUCGUUGUACUGUUUACAUCCCCAUACAUUCGUUGAACUGUUUACAUCUCAAUACAGUCGUUAUACUGUUUACAUCCCAUAAAGUCGUACUGUUUACGUCCCCAUACAGUCAUUGUACUGUUUACAUCCCAAUACAGUCGAGGGGUUAGAGUCGAUGACUUCUAAUCCAGUUACCUCUCUGGCGUGGGUUCGAUCCCAGGGAGAUGCUUUGGUAGUUUAGCGAAGAGGUAGGUAGUCUAGUACUGGUGUAACUCUCCAGGAACGAUGGUUAGGAAACUACCCACCUAUAUGACUGAAAUACUGUUGGGAAAAAGCGUAAAAUGAAACAAACAAACAAACAUUGUACUGUUUACAUCCCCAUAAGUCGUUUUACUGUUUACAUCCCCAUACAGUCGUUAUACUGUUUACAUCCCCAUACAGACGUACUGUUUACAUCCCCAUAAGUCGUUGUACUGCACCCUCAUACAGUCGUUUUACUGUUUACAUCCCUAUACAGUUGUGUACUGUUAACAUCCUCAUAAGUCGUUUAACUGUGUACAUCCCCAUACAGUCGUUGUACUGUUUACGUUCUCAUAAGUUUUAUUUUACUGUUUACAUCCAAAUACAGUCGUUUUACUGUUUACAUUCUCAUACAGUCAUUGUACGGUUUACAUCCCCAUACAUUUGUUUUUCAUUUUGCAUCUACAAACAGUUGUUUUACUUUUCACAUUCCAAUACAGUUGUUUGACUGUUUACAUCCCAGUACAGUCGUUGUACUGUUUACAUCCCCAUGCAUUCAUUGCUCGUUAUACUAAUUACAUCUCCAUACUGUUAUUUUUACUGUUUUCGUCCCAAUAAAGU